AUGACCUUCAUGUCUUGUUGCUGUUGCUGCUGCUUAGUUGCCUCCGUUGCCAUACGCAGCUGCCUGCCUAGCAACCCGAGAGCUGACGUCAUAAUUAUUUUGCCGCUCCACUUCCGGUUUGAAACAAUAAAAGUGUUCUCCGUUAAUAACAAUGCCAACGAAAUUGUUGAUGAAAGAUUCAGCGAAUCAUCACCAUCAUCACCAUCAUCAUCACCCUCCUCAUCAUCAUCAUCAUCCUCAUCCUCUCUGACGUCAUCGUCUACGUCAUCUUUGUCUACCCUAUCUGCUUAUGAUGUCUACCCCCAAAACAUCCACCCCAAUUUACCACUCACUUCAUCUUCUUCCUCUUCCUGCUCUCUUCACUACCCCAUCUGCGACCCACCACUGGGCUGUGACGUCACAGUAGGGAUGUGCCUCUGCCCCAGGGGAUACCAGAUGGAGGAGGGUGUUUGCGUGGUCACCGAGUUAGCUCAGACAGUAGAAGCGCUACGUCUCGCGCCGCUUUUAGGCGAUGGCCUGGGAACAUUCCCGAGUUGCUUGAACUCCUCGUCCAACAGUUUCGUGACCGCCGAAUACACACCCCUCCUGGGGGAGAUCUUCCGACAGCCCUACACCAGCAUCUCCCCCGUCGAGUUCCCAAGUGAUGAUUGCAAAGCCUCCAUAUUCAGUCCGUGCAUUAGGUAUUUCUUCCUAGUUCUCCACAUGAUCUACUGCUUCACAUUCACCAUCACGGUCAUCACUUUCACCAUAUUUUGCAUCAACUCAUCUGACAUCAAGGUCGCCACCAAUGAGAUUAAUGUCUUACAAUCAUCCUCUCCAUCACCUUCGUCAUCUAUAUCUAUAUCAUCAGUAUCACCGUCUAUAUCAUCAGUAUCAUCAUUAGUAUCAUCAGUAUCAGCAUCAGUAUCAUCAUCUAUAUCAUCUGCAUCAUCACCAUCGUCAUCUCAUUUAUCAUCCUCUUCUUCUUUAUUCUCGUCGCCAACAUCUCGUCACGUUGAGAGCUCUAAUCAGACAGCAGGCGAUAAGAUGUUUGGAAAUAAUUUUGGCGGGAAUGACGCUGCAACUACCACAUCGUCAAUUUUUCUCAAAAACUACCAUCUCCAACUUGAAAAAGUUCUAGCGAGGUACAGCUCAAACUCUUUGAAAUCCUUAAAAGCUCAAAUCAACUCAUACAUAGAAGACAUCUUCAGUGGCCAAAGAAGUAGCAGUAGUAGCGGCAGUAGUAGUGGUGGUAGUGGUGGCAGCAGCGGUAUUGAGUCUGGUUUGAAGCAGUACUUGUCAUCUUUCACCAGGUAUCUGAGUAACUUGUCAGCCAAUCAGUGGCUGUCCUUUCCUAAAUUACUCUAUGCCAGUAAAAUCGCCAGUAAAAUUAAGGAAAAUGACGUCAUCAUCAACAACAACAACAAUAACAACAACAACAAUAAUAAAAAUGUUGUAAAUAAAAUUGUCGCUACUACCAGUAAAAAUCUAAAUAAAGACAGCAAAUCGAUAAUUGGUGGCAAUGUCAACAGCAUUUACGAGGCGCUAAAUUUUCCAGCCGAGAAAUAUUUUUACGUUUCCAAGCCAUAUCCAUCAUCAUUACUACUGCCAACAUCAUCGUCAUCAUUCUUUCUUUCUACGUCAUCUCCGUCUAAAAGUGAACUUCUGAAGUCUUUAAACAAUUCGAUCGUUGAGUUUGGAAGGUUUAUAGAAGUCGAAGAGGUUGAUUUUGUGGUGAUGCUAGUGACCAGGCUGUUGAGGCAGUGA
Molecule: messenger RNA, 1746 nt
Organism: Helobdella robusta
Lineage: Eukaryota; Metazoa; Annelida; Clitellata; Rhynchobdellida; Glossiphoniidae
Exons: 7
Coding region: 1-1746 (581 amino acids)
Source: RefSeq, a predicted model, not a curated record